Messenger RNA from Rangifer tarandus platyrhynchus (Svalbard reindeer), 1638 nucleotides. Lineage: Eukaryota; Metazoa; Chordata; Mammalia; Artiodactyla; Cervidae. The record is from the annotation of a GenBank genome assembly.
AUGGGCAGGAUGGACCAGGGGGCUGGGGGUCCCGAGGACAAGCCUGUUGUCCACCCUGCUCACCCCCCGUCUGUGAGUGAGACCCAGCGAGAGGAGGGCCUGGUGCAGCUUGUGGCCUCAGCUCCCCCAUCUUGGGAGGAGAGGGGCAGGGGAGAAGCGGGCAGAGCAGUCAGAGGCAGACACGAGAAUGAGGGUAGACCUGGGUUCUGGGGAAGAAGGAAUGAAAGAGGGCAAAAGGGGACCGAGCCCCAGAAAGACCUCGGCAAUCUGGGCUCCACAGGCAACCAGGCCCCUGCCCGUCAGACUGUCCCCUCUGCCCGGGGAAGGCAGGGCAUGACUGGGGAGGGAAGGCAGCGGACGGCGGGGGCUGGCCGCGUCCCCUGGGCGCACAGGCGGGGCGUCCUCUGGGCCGGUGGCUGCCCAGUCCCCGUCUGGGGCUCGCCUGGCUCUCGGACGCUCUGGGCCUUCCUUGGGGGCUGCGCUGUAGGGGCCUGUCGGGGGGCAGCUGAGCAGCGGCAGACAUGUGGGGAGCUCUCUGCACCCCAUCCCAACGGCCUGGAGCAGAACGCGGACACCCUUGUGACGGCGCCCCAGAUCGAGUGCUGCAGUGCUGGGGGGCCCAGCGGCCCCGAGAGGGGCCACACGGACGUUCAGCCCUCCUCUGCCCUUCACUCCCCACGCGUUUGCCUUCCCGGGAUCGCCAGGUGCCUCCAAAAGCUCCAGGUCUCCCCCUCUGCAGUGCUGCUUCUCCGCAAUGUGCUGUUCCCCGCGGAGCCGCUGGGGGCGCCCGAGUGCAGCCGCGCUCCCGUCACUCACAACCCCGCGCUCCCGAGUGUGUGCGUGAGGCACCUGCUAAGAGCCUGUUUGUUUUCUCGGGUUGACCUGCCUUCUGUCAAUCGAGCCUGUAAGACCUUGGCCGAGAAUCUAGGAGGGCUGGAGACAACAUACUUUCUCCUCCCCUAUGAGGGCUUGCAGGCUGACUUGACCUGCAGGAUAGACUCAGAUACCUGUGACUUCCGUGACGGCCCCAGCCUCCUGGAGCUGCUCUGUCAGCACGUGGGCUCUGCUGACCCCCGGUCAGCGCUGGGGGAGGCGUUUUUCCGUCCCCUUCCUCCAGCAUCCCUCUACAAGCAGGAGGCUGACAUCGCCGUGUAUUCUCAAAUAGCAUCGAGCAUAUUAUCCCUGGAAUGCGUAGCACUGUCCAUCGCCCAUAGCCGUUUUCACUCCUUAGUGCCCCGUUGCCGAGCUGAGGACGCUGAGGCCCAGAGGGAUCUCCAGUGGUUUAGCUUGGACACCAUGGGCGGGCAGUGUCUGACGUUAGACGACAAGAGGACGGUGCCUGGAUGUUCCAGGGAACCCUUUGGGAAGCUUUCUGACGAGUGGGGCCACGUGUCUGACGUGACCCGGGCACGUUGCCCCUGGGAGUGCAUGUGUAAGGACAUUGCUGGUGGCGGGGUUGUCUGGGGCAGCGGGCAGCCGCUGCCUGUGCUGCUCUGGCCCCUGCUCCUGGUCCACGGCUGCAGAGUCCGUAUCUGGCCAGGACCCCGCCGUCCUGAACUUGGGCACGUGUGGGUGAGUCAUGUUAUCCCAGACAUGGUCCUGCAGCUUACCACACUGGCCCGGCUGCGGGGAGCCUGA